Messenger RNA from Drosophila persimilis, 1116 nucleotides. RefSeq names its product androgen-induced gene 1 protein. Gene Ontology annotation, cellular component: membrane; endomembrane system. The transcript has 4 exons. Lineage: Eukaryota; Metazoa; Arthropoda; Insecta; Diptera; Drosophilidae. The record is from RefSeq and is a predicted model, not a curated record. The coding region runs from base 140 to 883 and encodes 247 amino acids.
AGUAGUGCCGCUGACACGAAGAGGAGAACACCACUAGGCACCAGGGGGAUAAAGAAAGUCCCAGAUACAAGAACAAACAAAACAACAAAGGAAAAAACAAGAGAAAUAUUUUACUUGUUCAAAUCUACGUAUAGACAGGAUGACCAAAGUGGAGCUAUACAAGUCGCGUUUAUUUGUGACAAUCAUUCAUCUGUGUGCCCUGGGUCAGUUCGCCUAUGGCCUCUAUUAUAGCCAUUUCGAGAUACAGCGCAGCUACAAGCUCAAGACUACAGCGAGUCGUCGCCUGGUACCGGAUUCACUGCCCCAGAAGGUUAAAUUUCUGUCCUACUGGUCCCUGUUAAUACAGGCUCUCUACUAUAUCGUUUCACUCGUCAAUGAUUUUGUGGGCACAAAUGAGCUGGCACCCAAGCGGCCCCCUGCCAUACGGCAAUUCAAGGACUGGCUGAUGGCCACCCUCGCCUUCCCCGUGGCUCUCAAUGUGGGUGUCACCUUCUGGACGCUGUAUGCCAUCGACCGUGAACUCGUCUUCCCCAAGGUCUUGGACCCCGUCUUUCCCAGCUGGCUGAACCAUGUCCUCCACACCAAUAUUGUUGUCUUCAUUGUGCUGGAGCUGUUUACCUCGUAUCGCGCCUAUCCCAAACGCAGCAAGGGUCUCACUGGCCUGACCAUCUUCAUGGGCGCCUAUUUGGUGUGGAUUCACAUUGUCAAGCAUUACUCCGGCGUCUGGGUGUAUCCGGUGUUGGAGGUGUUGCAGCUGCCGCAGCGCAUUGUCUUCUUUGUUGCCGUGAUUGGGUUUACAUUAGCUCUCUACCUGGUCGGCGAGUUCUUGAACAACACCGUGUGGGCCAAGGAAGUGAAGCUGGCCAAACGCAAGUCCAACUAGGCUGUGCAUCUACUUAGCUAAGAGUGCGGUUACGGUGUUGUGUAGUAGUCACGUUUAAUUAGUAACUAUAUACAAAGAAAUAAUUCGCUUAUAUAUUUUACAUACCUAUUAAAAUGUGAACCUGUCUUUAACAUAAAGAAGUCUAGAGAAGAAAAAACCAAACCACACAAAACUUGCUAAUGAUAUUUCUAUUCUUAAUAAGAAUUACAUUACAUUAUUGUAUUUGAGAUUAA